UUUCAACAAAACGUCAAAAUAUUUAUUAUUAUUGUUAAUAUCACAUAAAAUUAUUUAUUGAUCAUUUAUUCCGAGAUUUUACUAUAAUUUCCAAAUAAAAAGGAUAUCCUUUACUGUCUUCCGCAUAUUUCUCUGCAUCUUUGAUGGCAAAACAUGGCCGGAGACCCAUUGGUUGUACAGGCUCUUUUCACCUUUAAAGGGAGCAAUAACGAUGAGCUGUGUUUUAAGAAAGGUGAUGUCAUCACUGUAACACAGAAAGACGAAGGGUGGUGGGAAGGGACUCUCAAUGGGAAAACUGGAUGGUUUCCUAGUAAUUAUGUUAAGGAAUGUAUUGAUGUACCAGUGCCCAUUGUCCAGCAAGAAAACCAAUACAAAAACGUAGUAUUAAAAGAUCUCAUAGACUCGGAAAAGGCUUACGUCCAAGAACUCGAAGGGCUCAUCUCUAAUUAUUUACAACCUCUAGAAAAAAACAAUGUAAUAGGCCAAGAUGAAUUCAAACAACUAACAAGCAACAUCGCGGAUGUGCUGGAAACUCAUCAGCAACUCUUGAAGUUGGUGGAGCAAGAAUUCGCGAAACCAGGAAGUGACCAGUUGGUGGGAAAACUGUUCCUCACGUGGGCCCCCAAGGUCAAAGCGGUGCAUCAAAUUUUCUGUUCCCUACAUCCGAGGGCCGCUGUCAUAUUGGAUAAAUGCAAGGAUGAAUUAUCGAAAUUUAUGGAAUCACGAGGGGCGGUCAGUCCUGGAAUACUGGUGCUCACCACUUUACUUAGUAAACCUUUCAGAAGAUUGGAAAAAUACUCGGGUAUUUUGCAAGAACUGGAACGACACGUGGAGGAGUGUCAUCCGGAUCGGGGUGACACUCAACGGUCUGUCAGUAUUUAUAAGGAAAUCGCUACCACGUGUUUGGCUACGAGGCGGCAAAAAGAACUGGAACUACAAGUAUUAACUGGACCGGUGAGAGGUUGGGAGGGACCCAGCUUAGCCACUUUAGGUGACAUAAUUUAUAUGGGAAGUGUGGCAGUGGGCACCCACCACCACGACCGAUAUUUCGUCCUGUUCCCCACCACUUUAGUGAUACUCUCGGUCAGUCAUAGACUAAGUGCCUUCAUUUAUGAAGGCAAACUGUUUUUGUCCGGGUUAACGGUCUGCCGCUUGGAGGACACCGAAUCCGUGAAGAACGCGUUUGAAAUUAGCGCUCCGAUGAUCGAUCGACGCGUCGUCAUUUGUCAAAGUCGUCAGGAGGCGGACCACUGGGUGGAACUUUUAUCGAAACACGUCGGAUCGAGGGUCUCCACCACAUCGACCAACAGCGGGCAUAAAGUGUUGCCUAGUCAGGCGCAGUAUGUGCCACAACCACCGCCACACCAGCAGCAGCAGCAACAUCAUCACUCGACCCUAAACCAUCGAGGCUACACUACUCGUACCUCCGUCUUAGCCUAUAAAACGUCGAUAAACUAUCGACCUACUUAUCCCCCGUCCCAUUACCCUUCCGCCGCCCCCUAUGCCGCCCUCACGAAAUAUUUUUCGCGAAAAAUCCGAGAGAAAGUGAUAACGCGCAAACUGUUACGCAACCUCCUUUACAUCGAACAUUUAAACAAAAUGAACCUGAACGCGGUGAAAAUUCGACACCAUAAAACGGAGAUCGUCAUCGUGACGAAGAAUUUGCAUAUAAGAGACAGCGUGAUUAAUUGUAGUGAUAGCGACGACGAGGAUGACGAAUCCGAAUCUUCUAACGAAGAUUUCAAUUUAAAGCGACAAAACGCGUUGAUGCAAAGUGACACGUCCAGCAGCGAUUCCAGUAACCCCUUCGGGUACAUAAGGUACUACAAUCCUCAAACCGGAUCGGAAAAAGAAGAGACUUAUAAAUUUGAGAGUUUUAUAGACUAUGGGGCGCCGUACGCUCCACAACCCGUACCGAAAAUUGUCGAAGAACAACCGAAGAAACCGAGCGUGAUGUUAACAUCCACCGCGAAUUUGAAUUUAUUGAAGAAACAGUGGUCGGAGGAGUCGAACGCUUCUAGUUUGGCCCCUGCCCGGAACCCCGGGAUGGCGUGCGAGAAUCUCUUGAUGUUGAACGAAAGUCUGGAGAUGGACAAUCUACGAGCACCAGAAUUGGCGCCACAGUUGCCCAUGAUGAGACGGAGUUGUCCCACCAAACUUGUCGGCAACAAGUUUAACCAGAGCAGUUUGACUGCCGUUUACAUUCCCCCGUGGUCAGGCAGCGAGAAUAAUAUCGCCUGCGUUAGAAAGCAACCGCAAGAAACUCGCCGAAACAGCAGCCAAUCAUCGAGCACCACCACCCACUCGAGCAGCCUGGAGGUGCCGGUGAAUCCGGUACCUCUACCGGACGCCAUGGUGGGCGAGCUCCUCUACGGCGAGUUCGCCAAAAGUGUCAGCGUGGAAACGGUGAUAAAACCCCCCACGAUGUUCACCAACACCACCAAGACCGACAAUUCAUCAUCCUCGACAGUCAGUCUCAAUAUGGAACACGUGCCGUUCCGGAAACACAGUAUUAAUAGCGAUAAGCCGAGACGCAGGUGCAGCAUCCAACUGAACCCGACUGAUUUAUUAAAUAGCGCGAAAGCGUUAAAACGGUGCGUCAGUUCGAAAUAUUUGAACAUGAAAGCGGGCACGUCGCAGUGCCGGUGCGGCCUGGAGAACUGCCACAGCCCCCGAUCCUCGGACUCGGGAAUGGCGGGCAGUUGCACCCUAAACAGUCCCGAUAUGGCACGGGCGAUGAUGAUGAGAGACAGCGGGAACAGCGAGUACAAUAUGGCACUUUUUAACGAUUGCGGCAUCAGCUUAAGCGAAAUCGACGCGCAAACGUACGAGAACGAGUGUCCGUGUUCUUCUCCCUUCGGUUCGAUGUCCACUCCACGCACCUCUAGUGAGGCGUCGCACACGAGAGAUUCUUUGUGCACCACGUCCGUGACCAGCAUGGAAAUGGCGGUCGCGGGGGGACCGCAAAAGUCAAAAUCGACCGGUUCGAUCCUGGAUUGCGUUAAUUUAAGGGUGUCGGAGCACGGGGGGAACGAGGCGGAAGGGGCGGAUGAUGAGGACGAGGAUGCGCCCACGUUUAAAUCCGGUCUGUACGCGCACUGGUGGCUCAAAGCGAAAUUGCCGCCCGAGGUGAUCAGGGGGAUCUACGAGGGCACAAGGGCGGAGAGGGCAGACGUCUCCGUUGGUCGCCGCCCAAAACCAUAACCUCAACGCGGCCCAGCAAACGGGCGGCGGUAGUCAACGCGGCGCCGCCCUUCGCUGCUCGUCGCCGACGGCGGUGACGGGGGGCGGCGCAACGUGGUCCGCGGUCUGUUUGAGACCGACGCCGCCCCUCAGGCCGUGUCUCGCCCUCGGA
Molecule: messenger RNA, 3355 nt
Organism: Anthonomus grandis grandis
Lineage: Eukaryota; Metazoa; Arthropoda; Insecta; Coleoptera; Curculionidae
Gene: RtGEF
Exons: 12
Coding region: 154-3204 (1016 amino acids)
Molecular function (GO): protein binding; guanyl-nucleotide exchange factor activity
Source: RefSeq, a predicted model, not a curated record